AUGCGGCUUGCUCGUAGGGUUGCGCACCGAUACACUUUUUUAUCGCGCGCACUCUCGUUUCUCAGUCUGUCAGUCUGUCAGUCUGUAAGUCUGUCAGUCUGUCAGUCUGUCAGUCUCGCUCUGCGCAUGAAUGCUGAUGUGACGAUGACAUCUAAGAAGUUAUUACUGCUGAGAAGGGGGAGGAAUAUAUUAUUCUCGCUUUUAAUGCUAUCGUAUCACCCGUUUCCUAUGGACACAUCUUUUAAAAGACAAAUUCUUAUUGAUCGGUUAAUUUUCCUUUUGGGAUAUAAGGCAUUUUGUUCUUCGGUAAGAAUUUUUGCCGAUCUCACAAUUGAAGGAAAGCUUUUUUCCAUGAAGGAGGUCGUGUCCGUAUUUCGCUUCCAUACGACUGAAAAAAAUGACAAAUACAAUACAGAAAGGAGUUUUAGCAAUCACACUAUCACAAAAAUAGACCGUGAAUGA
Mycotypha africana is the source of this 462-nucleotide messenger RNA. RefSeq lists its product as uncharacterized. Bases 1 to 462 code for a protein of 153 amino acids. The record is from RefSeq and is a predicted model, not a curated record. Lineage: Eukaryota; Fungi; Mucoromycota; Mucoromycetes; Mucorales; Mycotyphaceae. The transcript has 2 exons.